AUGUCGUUGGAUGACUUCUGGGAUCCCCCAGUUUUCAAUAGAUUUAGGCAGUCAUUGGCAGCCCUGGACACUUGGGAGGAACAAAAUGUAUUUGUAGUCGGAGCACAACAUGCUGUGGAAGGAGUUGAGGUCAAUUUGGUAGUUAUGGAUAGAGGCAGACUUGUAAAGUCCUGGAAAGUGGAGGAUCUUCUAAGAUCUGAAGUGAAGAAAAUCGAACGUCUAUCGCUGAUGAAAGUGGAAGUGGUACGAGAUGAGAGCUGCGCAAAGGAGCCUUGUCCUUACUAUCAGAAAUGUCGGCAAACGCUCAAACACGUGGAUGCCGUUGAUGUUUAUCAAACUGACAAUUUCAUAGCAAGGACGGUGAAAACGCUGAAGACGUUUGUGUGCGAAUGUCCACCUGGAUUUUCAAAAUUCAAGCCCAUCCCCACAUCUAGGCCUUUGGCAUACACAUCAACACAACUAUGUCCACCUAAUUUCCUUGCAUCCUCUUCAUCUCGACAAGCAGCAGGACUGCGCGUAAACAGUUCAAAUGGAGGAGUUCAAUUAAUGUCGCAUGCAAUUCAAGUGCGCUGA
Strongylus vulgaris is the source of this 573-nucleotide messenger RNA. NCBI's taxonomy places the organism in Eukaryota, Metazoa, Nematoda, Chromadorea, Rhabditida, Strongylidae. The record is from the annotation of a GenBank genome assembly.